AUGGAUGAACGUUCAAGGCUGCUUCAGCCUCCAGAAAACUCAAGACCGACAUCCGUUAAUUCCGACGCAUGGUAUUUUCGUUUUAAAGACAGUAAUUGGAUAGCGGCGGAAACGUACAAUACAUGGAAAGUCCCUGUCCUCUGCUAUACCUUUGCCUUGCUCGUGGACAUGGCUGAUGUCAUGCGGAUGACACCCAAAAUGCAGCUAUUCGAGACAAUAAUAUGCCACCAAUACUACCCCAAGCAUGGCCUGAAUAGUACAAUACCAGGCAUCUUGAGUGACCCAUGCAAGAGCAGCGAGGUACAGAGGGAGCUCACUGCUAUAAAAGCGCGAUUGAAGAUUAUUGAGAACAUAUUUGCAUUGAUACUUGCGAUACCGUUUGGGGACCUGGCGAAUAAAAAAGGCCGAAUUUUCGUUCUGGCUCUAGGACUCGUGGGCCAGAUGCUUUCUGAGAUAUGGAUUAUGGUAAUAAGCUCAGCUGGAGGCUCAAUUCCUUACAGCUCGAUAUACAUAUCAUCCAUCCUUAAAUCAGUCGGUGGCGGAGUGAUGGUCGUCUAUGCCAUUGUACAUACGAGUAUUUCUGAUGUCAUUCCACCAGGCCGGCGAGCACAGGCGUUUUUCUAUCUGUCAACCGCACUCCUUAUCACUGAAAUAGUUGCCCCUGCCUUCGGUUCCAUGAUGAUGCAAAAUUGGAAUGGGGGGGCGUUGCUUUCAAUGAUUCCUGAAACAGCGAAACUGGCACAGGCUGGAGAAGUCUCAGAGGAUGAUGAAACCGUUUGUGAGUCUGGUGCUGCCAGACCCAAAACCUCUAGUUUAUGGUCUGGUAUAAAAACUAGCACCAAACAUAUCCUUGCUCCCUUUGUUCUUAUCUGGAGAAUGGUUAGCGGGAACCGUGACGUUUUCUUUACUGCCAUUUCGUUCCUGGUAUUUGCCCUCCCGCGUGAAAUUCUCGAAUUCUUGGUCCAGUAUACCUCCAAACGAUUCAGUUGGAGUCUUGCAGAGGCAAACUAUCUGAUAUCAUUCAGAGCAGCCGUCAACAUCGGUCUGUUUCUCGUUGUGCUUCCUUUCCUGACCAAGUUUCUCGCCCAUCGGGGUAUGGAAUCUGCUCAAAUAGACUUGUGGAUUGCUCGAGGCAGUUCGAUAUUCAGCAUUAUAGGGCCUGUUAUGAUCGGUCUUUCUCCGUCGCCAGGAUCACUGGUUUUGUCUCUCCUCCUAUUCACCUUCUCAUUUGGCUUCCAUCCUGCCAUCAAGUCAUAUGCGACCUCGCUGGUAUUACCAGAGGACGUAGCAACCCUUUAUGCGUCGUUCGCUGUCAUUGGCAUCAUAGGAGCACUGGCAACCUUACCUCUAAUUGCAGUGACUUUCAGCCUGGGACUGAGAAUUGGGGGUGCUGGUCUGGGGCUUCCAUUCUUUGUGUCAGCGGCGCUCUUUCUAGUCUGUGUAAUAGGUUCUUUUUGUGCCUGGAUGCCAUACAGGCGUACAGAGCUUUAG
Molecule: messenger RNA, 1491 nt
Organism: Microsporum canis CBS 113480
Lineage: Eukaryota; Fungi; Ascomycota; Eurotiomycetes; Onygenales; Arthrodermataceae
Exons: 5
Coding region: 1-1491 (496 amino acids)
Biological process (GO): transmembrane transport
Cellular component (GO): membrane
Molecular function (GO): transmembrane transporter activity
Source: RefSeq, a predicted model, not a curated record